Musa acuminata subsp. malaccensis (wild Malaysian banana) is the source of this 2639-nucleotide messenger RNA. RefSeq names its product putative pumilio homolog 7, chloroplastic. NCBI's taxonomy places the organism in Eukaryota, Viridiplantae, Streptophyta, Magnoliopsida, Zingiberales, Musaceae. Gene Ontology annotation, biological process: post-transcriptional regulation of gene expression. The record is from RefSeq and is a predicted model, not a curated record. Gene Ontology annotation, cellular component: cytoplasm. Gene Ontology annotation, molecular function: mRNA binding.
AAAAAAACAAAAGCAAGCUUAUACAGCACACAGUGUAUCCGUGUACGCAAAUGGUGUACAUCAUAUAACCGCACCCCUGCCCGCUCGACGCAAUGCCAUCUAUCUUAACCCUCCCCAUAUCUAUAUAUAAAGCCCAUAUAAAACCCCCUCUGCUGUGCGCUCUCCAAAUCCUAAUGCAAUCCCUCAUCCCCAAUCACAGCCCAAAUCGUCUCUUCCGAUCCACCUUCGAUCGCUGGAGUCACCCUUUUGCCCUUUGCAACCCUUUUUGUUGAUCGAUUUUGGUGGAUUUGCGAGCUCAGGAGAUGCUGGAGGAGGAGGAGAGGAAAGAAGGCAUGAGGAUGGGGAAGCAGGAAGACAGGGAGAUUGAGAUGUUGUUGAACGAGAUCCCCCGUGCGACGUCUCCCCACCUUUAUCAUCAUCGCCUCUUCGCUUGCGGAGGCGACGGCGACAUGCACGCUCGCCAUGGCAUGUGCCUUGGGAUUCGUGAUGUCGAUGGGUACGGGUGUUGGUGCGGGAGUGGGCAUGGCCAUGGCCAUGGCCAUGGCGGCGGCCAUGCAUGCCUUCUCCCGCCGCCGCACCCUCCUUCGGAGGGGUCGUCGUCGUCCUCGUCGGGGUCCGGCUUACUCUCAGGCAGGCUCUCCCCGACCGUCGAUGAACAGACGCAGCAGCGGUUGCCCUCUGCCGCGAAGGAUCGGAUGCUAGUAGAACUUGGCUUGCUCGACAAGCUUAACGAUAUUCAUCUGGGGACCGAUCCGAGAGCACCAAAUGGUCUUCCGCCGAUGCCGGCAUCGAUGGAAGAGAACAUCCCGACCUUCCCGUCUCUGUUCCAGACUAAGUAUCGAGAUGAUUAUAGCGCGUAUGGUCACUCCCUUAAUCCAAACCCUCUGUUGUUUGAUGUAGAUAAGAACCGAUACCUAUCUCAAUUGCAGCAGCAUUGCCCCGUAGAGGCAAACUUAGUCGAGCCAUGGCUCGAGAGCUUCCCUUAUGGAUCAACAGGGCUGGGUGCUGAUGGAGCCCUUGGAAGAGAUUCUCACUAUAGGGGGAGUUUUGCUGGGGGCUUGGCUUCCUCUAUGAAUCGAUCUUAUCCCAUUUCUGAUAUUUUCAUGCAAUCGGGAAAGAUAAGAAUGGAUUGCAAUUGGGAUGGGAACGCAUUGGCUGCCUCAAGAUUGCCUCACAAUUUUCUGGUAUCAAAUGGACGACCUCAAUCUGUGAGAAUCCAGAGAAACAUUGAGGCUGUUGGAUCUGAGGGAAGUUUGGUUAUACAGGACAAGUUGCCCCAUCACAUGAGGAACCAAUGGAAUCAUCUCCUUAGGGAAAAUAAAGUAUCAAAGUUUGAUGAAGAGUUGAAUGCACAAAGGAUCCCUGUGAAGCUUCCAACAUUUCCACUGAAGUAUGAUAACUUGAUGGGCUUCAAAGGACGUACCUAUUAUAUUGCAAAGGACCAGCAUGGGUGUCGGUCCUUGCAACGGAAGCUUGAUGAAGGGAAGCAUCAGGUUGAUAUGAUUUUUGAUGGGGUUAUCGAGCAUGUUGUAGAGCUCAUGAUGGAUCCCUUUGGUAAUUAUCUCAUGCAGAAGCUAUUGGAAGUAUGCAGUGAAGAACAACUGAUGCAGAUACUCUUCGUGUUGAAGGAAGAUCCAACUAACCUUGUCAGGAUCUCCCUAAACAUUCAUGGGACAAGAUCUGUGCAGAAGUUAAUAGAGACACUCAAAACGAGGCAGCAAAUUGCACUGGUUAUAUCAGCCAUGCAACAUGGGAUUCUAGAUCUGAUCAAGGACUUAAAUGGCAGUCAUGUGCUUCAACGUUGCUUAGAAUCUUUUAAACCUGAAGAUAACAAGUUCAUCUUUGACGCUGCUGCAAAGCAUUGUGUUGAUAUUGCAACUCAUCGACAUGGAUGUUGUGUGUUGCAAAAAUGUAUAGCAUCUUCUAUUGGAGAAGAUAAAGCAAAGUUGGUUUCAGAAAUAUCGGCUAAUGGCUAUGAACUUGCUCGUGAUCCUUUCGGAAAUUAUGUCGUCCAGUAUAUUGUCGACCUGAAUAACCCUUUAGCAAGUGCAAAGUUGGUAUCACAAUUUGAAGGGAAGUAUGUACAGCUCUCUGUUCAGAAAUUUAGCAGUAACGUGGUGGAGAAAUGCUUGAGGGUUUUUGGUGAAGAUGCUCGAGCCACUAUAAUAACUGAAUUGCUUUCGGUCUCUCAUUUUGAGCAAUUACUGCAGGACCCUUAUGCGAACUAUGUCAUCCGAUCUGCACUUGAAAAUUCCAAGGGUUCUCUCUAUGCUGCACUAGAAGAAGCCAUCCUUCCUCAUGAAGUGAUGCUGAGAACCAACCCUUACAGCAAGCGAAUCUUUUCACGAUUACGACUGAAAAAGUGAUGUAGAUUUGGGACUCUUUAGAAACUGUUGUUGUCUUGAGUAGUAUCACUUUUCAUGGAGCUGCCUUUGUAGGAGUGGAGUUUCUUAUUUAUCAAGUUGCAUGAGUUGUAAAAAUAAGCAGUUUUACUUCCAAAUGCUUCUCGCUGUAAUAUUCUGCCAUGAUUUUGUUCAAGAUUGAAUCACCCUUUGCUGCUGGUGAUUGUAUAGUUUAGAGACAUGCUUUUGACCUUCCGUUAAUGAGAUUAAUAGGAGAUUUUUCGUUUUUUUAAAUGA